This is a messenger RNA of Capsella rubella, 2304 nucleotides long. RefSeq names its product zinc finger CCCH domain-containing protein 18. The record is from RefSeq and is a predicted model, not a curated record. Gene Ontology annotation, molecular function: metal ion binding; RNA binding. The transcript is spliced from 7 exons. NCBI's taxonomy places the organism in Eukaryota, Viridiplantae, Streptophyta, Magnoliopsida, Brassicales, Brassicaceae. The coding region runs from base 227 to 1846 and encodes 539 amino acids.
GUUUUUGUGUUUGUGGCUCUCACGCUCUUGUGUGUCUCUUUUGAUUCAUUCAAACAAAUACAAAUCUAAUGGUUUGAAGAAUUUGAGUUGCAUGCUUUAAUUACAAUUGUCGUCUAUAAUCUCUCAAAAUUCCCAUUCAAAGAUCGGUUAAUUAGUGGUUAUGGUUAAUCUUUCUCGGAUUAUCAUCAUCUACUGAGAGAGUUAAAGAAGAUUUUUUGUUUUAGAGAUGAAUUUCACAGAAUCAAUGAACGUUGUGCACAAACGAAUCCAAGAACUUGAGCCAGAGAAUGCAUCAAAGAUCAUUGGUUAUCUCUUAUUGAUGCAAGACAAUGGAGACCGUGACAUGAUCCGUUUAGCUUUCUGUCCUGAUUCUGUGAUUCAUUCUGUUAUCAAUUGUGUUAAAUACGAAUUAGCUAAAAAUGCUCAUCAUUACCACAGCCCUCCUUCUUCUGAUCACAUUCCUUCUACUCAUAAAUUCGGGUCAUUCGCGGGUUCAUCGCCUCUUUCGGUUUCGGUUUCUCCUCCUAUGAAAACCGGUUUCUGGGAGAAUUCGGCCGAGAUGGAUUCCUUGCAGAACAAUGUUCAGUUCUUGAAUUUUGAGGAUUCUUUGACAAGUCCUGAGUUCUCUAACGGGUUCUUCUCUCAAGAACGUCAAUGUUUGCCUUUGAGAACGAGCAGGAGAUCGCCGAGUUUACCCGAGUUCCCGGUCAAGAUCUGCCAUUACUUUAACAAAGGGUUUUGCAAGCACGGUAACAACUGUAGGUACUUCCAUGGUCAGAUUAUACCGGAGAGGGAGAGUUUUGCUCAGAUGUUUAAUCCUAAUAAUAGCCUAAGUGAUGAAGAGCAUGUUGUUUCCCCUGGAUCACUUGAGAAGCUAGAAGGAGAGAUCAUUGAGUUACUAAAAUCUAGAAGAGGCGCUCCAAUCUCCAUAGCUUCUUUGCCUAUGAUGUACUACGAAAAAUACGGUAGGACUCUUCAAGCUGAAGGAUACCUCACAGAGUCACAAAGACAUGGCAAAGCUGGCUAUAGCCUUACCAAGCUUCUUGCUCGCUUGAAGAACACCAUCCGCCUCAUCGACAGGCCUCAUGGUCAGCACUCGGUUAUAUUAGCUGAAGAUGAAUCAAAGUUUGUCGAAUACACGGGAGAAAGAAACGAACAUGGAGCGAUCCUCGCUGGUUCAAGACAGAUUUACUUAACAUUUCCGGCAGAGAGUAGUUUCACUGAACAUGAUGUCUCAAACUACUUCUCCAAAUUUGGACAUGUAGAAGAUGUGAGGAUACCUUGCCAGCAGAAAAGAAUGUUUGGUUUUGUAACAUUUGCUUACACAGAAACUGUCAAACUCAUUCUUGCCAAAGGCAAUCCUCAUUUCAUUUGCGGUGCUCGUGUCCUCGUCAAGCCUUACCGGGAAAAAUCGCGCUCUAGUAGAUACCUUGACAAUAACAAGCCUCUACAAGGCAUGCGAUAUGGCUCUCAAUUCAUUGACAGAGACAUAGAGAUGAACACAUUGCCACCGCGGGUUAGUGAGAGCUCUAGAAUAAUGAGGAAGCCAUUUCCUAAUGAACAUGAACAAUCAGUUUCUAAGUCAUUACCUACUAAUUACUCCUACCUUGGCUUCUCUUCGGAUGACUUCAAGCUAACAUCAAAUGCUGAGCAAGAGGAACAAGCGGAACGGUUGAGCUAUCUAUUGGACUAUUUGAACACCGAAGAUAAUGUCAUGAACAUAACCACUAACUACAGAGACAAUGAUCGGAGAACUCAUUGUGAAUCGUUGGACAGUCAAGUCCUGAAUCUACCCGAGAGUCCGUUUUCUUCCCUUUCGGGGAAGGAGAUUUCGACGGUUACAUAGUCAGAGAGAAAGAGACUGAUACAUAACCAAAAGAAGAGAAGAACAUAGGAGCAUAAAGGUUAGAGGGAAUCCCCAAAGAUCUAAUCAAAUUAUCCGUCGGCGAAAAAAAAGAGAUUUGGUUUUAUUUUUCAUUAUCUUCUUUCGGUUUUUCGACUGAUCGAUGGCAUGGCGAAUUUAGGUCUUUUUAGCAAUAACACUACAAAGAAGAAGGAAUAGAGAAACACCACAACAAAGAGCUACUGGUUUGCUUCAAAAGUUACAAUAAGAGCCGACCAGUUUGUGAAACAUAAAGUAAAAGGGGUAUUAUAAUAAUAAUAAUUGGAGACGUUUAUGAAAGGGUUUGGUUAAUCUUCUAUUUGUGUUUGUUUCUUUUUCAACUUUUUUUUCUUUAUCAUAUAAUCUCAUUGUACCAUUGGGGAUGCCUUUAGUUUUUAAGCAAGAAGGAUUAGUGUACAUUA